AUGCGGGCACUGGUGCGGGUGAACAGCCGAGGGUCUGCCCUCGGGGGCACUGCCAGGGGAGCCCAUCGCACGGGGGGCUGGCGUGGGGAGCGCUGGCGAGGGUGGGGCGGGGGCUGCUGUGGGCGCACAGCGACGGGGGGCGUCCCACGGGAGCUGGGCGUGGGCAGCGCUGAUGGGGGAACCCCGGGCCUGGCAUGGGGGCAUGAGGGACAGCAGCCCCUGCCCCCCGAGCCCAUUCCCCGAGGCAGGGCUGCUCGGAUCUCGCUGUCACAAGCCCUCCCGGCCGUGCCGGAGCUGCUUUCCCAGCAGGAAUCGCUGGGUGAUUCUCAUCCCUCAGACUAUGCCGCAGCCCAGGCCAUGGCGGGGUCCGGAGAGGCUUUGGUGCUGCACGUGCUGCUCUGCUGCCUGUGCCCGGAUCCCCCGCGGCUGGCCUUGGGCGCUGCCAGGGGUGCAGGGCUCUCCCCACCCAGCAUCGCUCCUGACCCGGGGUUUACCCGCACCCCACGGGGGCUCCAGGCCCCAUCCCCUCGCCGCUGCACCCCGGGGAGCAAAGCAGCUCCCGCCGAGCCCCGGGGGCUGCGGCAUCCCGGGAUGCCCCCGGAGCUCACCCGCUUUGGCGCAGGUGCCGCAGCCCUGCGGUGCAAGGGGCGCGUCUGGAUCGAGCCCUCGCCGGUGGUGCGGAUGGGCUCCGACGUCUCCAUCGGCUGCCAGCCCGACCCGGGCUGCCCUUCGGCCCGGCUCCGCAUCCUCCUCAACUACAGCCUCGCCGCGGACCUGUCGGGCGGCGCCACCCGGCUCCUGCUGCGCGAUUUUCGGACCCCCUUCGUCACCGUCAGCUGCUUCUCCCGCUGCCCCAGCACCGGCUGGCACAGCCUGGUGUGCGGCACGGAGCUGCGGGCGGGCUACCCCCCGGACCCCCCCGGAAACCUGAGCUGCGCCAUCGCCGAGGGCUCGGGGAGCCUGGAGUGCGGCUGGGAUGGAGGGAGGGUCACGCACCUGCACACCCGGAACAGCCUCCACCUGCGCAGGCUGGUGGCACAGGACGAGGAGGAUGAGGAAGAAAAGAUCUUCCCUGCAGACUCACCAGUGCCGCUGGGAGAGCUGCGCAACCAGAGCCGUUACUCGGUGUGGGUGCAGGCCAGCAACGCUCUGGGCACCGCCCGCUCGGCCCCUCAGCACCUCAGCCUGCAGGAGCUCGUGAUCCCGGCUCUGCCCGUGCCCAUCGGCGCCGACACCACCGAGUCGUCCCCUCCCAGCACCACCACGCGCUGGAGGAGCCGGACGCGGCUGCGGAACGUGCGCUGCGAGGAGAGGCACAGGGCCGCGGGCGCCCCGGAGUGGCACGUGGAGCCGUGUGACGAAGCGGCUCUGGAGGGCCCGCGGUGGCGGCACGAGCUGCAGAGUGACACCGAGUUCGUGUUCCAGGCGCGGUGCCGGCUCGGCACGGCCCGCAGCCCCUGGAGCGCCUGGGCCCCCCCGUUCCGGUACCGCACCCCCGAGGCAGCCCCCGCCGCCGCUCCCGCCGUGUGGCGGCGCCUGGGCCGCUCCCUGCCCAACGGCAGCCACGAGGUGACGGUGUUGAUCAAGCCGCUGCCAGCCCGGGAUGCCCGCGGGAGGAUCCUGGGCUACGCCGUGUCCGCCGAGAGCCGCCGGGGCGCGGGGCUGCUGUGCCUCACCUCGGGCACGGAGUGCACGGUGCUGGCGCCGCCGGGAGCCCGCGGCCUCCUCGUCACCGCCCGCAACGCCAAAGGAGCUUCCAGCCCCGCCCGCAUCCCCCUGAGGCUCGGGGAGGCUCGGGGAGAAUUCCCAGCACCGGGGGCCGUGGAGGUGAAGCCUGAGAACCAGAGCAGGGUCCUGGUCCAGUGGCAGCCGCCCCAGCACAGCCAGAGCCCCCUGCUCUGGUUCAUACUGGAGUGGCUUCCCAGCUCCCAGCACGGCCAGGAGCAGCAGUACCUGUGGGAAAGAAUCCCACCCCAGCAAACACACACCUACAUCCAAGCAGAGGCGGCGGCCGGAGCCCCCCGGCUCGUGUCGCUGUACGCGGUGUAUCCCGACGGGAUCAGCAAAGCCAGCUCCAGCCCAGCCCCUCUGGAGGAGCCGCUCCUGGGCAGCGCCUACGGCCAGAUGUCCCAGGACGAGGACAUCAGGCUUUUCUUGGGACUCAGCCUCAGCACGGUCGGAUUUUCGGUUCUUUUUGCAGUGGUGCUGUUUAAAAAGUCGGUCAGGAAAAGGGUUAAGGCCGCCCUGGUGCCCCUCUUGCCAAAGUGGCUGCUUGAGGACUUCCCCCACAUGGAGAACAGCAGCGCCGUGAAGUCGCUCCAGGACAAGGGCGAUUUCCCCGGCGAGAGUCUCCACGAGCCGUUCCUGGCCUCCGGCGAUCCCGCGGUCACGGAAAUCGAGGAGGUGCCGGCGUGGGAGCAGCACCAGAGGGACACCAAGGCCAGGGCGGAGGUGCCCGAGCACAGGGAGCUCCCGAGGGCCGUGGAGACCCCCAGAACCCCGUCCCCGGAGCAGCCGGGUGCCUACAAACCCCAGCUCUCCGUCGGGAACGCGCUGGGAUACGUCGCCGCCGGAAUUUACCAGGCGCAGCCGCCCGCGGCAAUCCCGGGACCGGGGACGGGAAUCUUCUCCCAGGACUACACCAGCCCCGUGCCCCAGCUGUGGGAGCAGCAGGGAGGGACGCCCCAGGUGUGUCUGCUGGAGAAGAUCAACCUGGUCCUCAACAGCAGCCAGGCGUUCCCGGUGCAUCCCCAAGGAUCCUUCCCGGAGAACCCCUGGGAGCGGAGGCGGCCCAGCGACGUCCCGGAGCAGAUGCUGGUCCCCGAGGAGCUGCUGUCCUGCCUGAGAGCCACCAGCAGGGAGCCUGCCAAUCCCUGCUUCCCACAGGGCGUUCCGAGAGGGGCUGGAAUUGUGGAUAAAACCCUGGAGCGGUGACCAAGGCCGUGUCAGCGCUGGGAUUGGCAAUGGAAGGACGGGAGCGAAAGCCCGCGUUGGAAUUUUGCCCUCUUACUCCACUGCAGGCCUGGGAAUCUUGGGCCAGCAAAUCCCGGUUUUAACCUUACCUCACUCUGGCAGAAGCAAAAAAAAAACAAACAUAAAGCUUGGAUUCCUGGAAUGCCAAGCUGCAGAUUCCUGCAGGGUGGAAUAUCUUCAAUUACUGC
This is a messenger RNA of Hirundo rustica (Barn swallow), 3161 nucleotides long. It is a transcript of the gene IL23R, whose product is annotated as interleukin 23 receptor. Gene Ontology annotation, cellular component: external side of plasma membrane; membrane. Lineage: Eukaryota; Metazoa; Chordata; Aves; Passeriformes; Hirundinidae. Gene Ontology annotation, molecular function: cytokine receptor activity; protein binding. Gene Ontology annotation, biological process: cytokine-mediated signaling pathway. The record is from RefSeq and is a predicted model, not a curated record.